Aureococcus anophagefferens is the source of this 1958-nucleotide messenger RNA. RefSeq lists its product as hypothetical. Lineage: Eukaryota; Pelagophyceae; Pelagomonadales; Pelagomonadaceae. The coding region runs from base 125 to 1423 and encodes 432 amino acids. The record is from RefSeq and is a predicted model, not a curated record. Gene Ontology annotation, biological process: phosphate-containing compound metabolic process. Gene Ontology annotation, cellular component: cytoplasm. Gene Ontology annotation, molecular function: inorganic diphosphate phosphatase activity; magnesium ion binding; sulfate adenylyltransferase (ATP) activity. The transcript has 3 exons.
CCUUGUUGCUGCGGGCUACCAAAAUCCAGUCUUGUGGCUCUCUCCUCUUGGCGGGUGGACCAAAAGCGACGACGUGCCUCUUGAUGUUCGUGUAACUCAGCAUCAAGCCGUCCUCGACGAGCGUAUGCUUGAUCCGGAUUGGACCGUGAUGGGUAUAUGGCCUGCUCCAAUGAUAUACGCCGGCCCCACGGAGGUUCAGUUUCACGCAGCAAGUCGUCGCGCCGCUGGAGCGUCCUUCUUUGUUGUUGGACGCGAUGCUGCUGGUAUUAAGAGCUCCCCAGAAGCCACAUGGAACCCCGACGAUGACAUGUAUGACGCCAAUCAUGCCCGCUUUGCUCUUCAAAUGUCGCCUGUGCUUGAAGAUGCCCGCAUGGCUUUGCUUUCAUUCGACAAAUUCUACUACGAUAAAACAGAUCACCAAAUGAAGGCCUUGGAUCCAUCACGGGAGGAUGAUUUCAUAUCUAUUUCCGGCAGCAAGAUGCGCAAGCUUGCCGCUCAGGGAGCAACACCUUGCCGGGACCCUAUUCCUUCUGACCUUUUGGCCGCAAAUUGUGUACCCCAGGGAUUUAUGGUCCCUAGCGGCUGGGCUAUCGUGUGCGACUACUACCAGAACAUCGAGUCCCCCGAUUGGAUACCAUGGUCCAAGGCCGUUGUUCAGCCCCUGGUCGACGAGAAUACGGUGGCUCAUGGCACGUACGGCAAAACCGAUUUUGCUGUUUUUCUGACACGCGGCAAUAAGCAAGCAUCACCCUGGCAUGAUAUUCCCUUGGUUGUCCCAACAACGACAUCAGCUGCUGUCUCAAGCACUGCCCAGUUCAACAUGAUCACAGAGAUCCCGAAACAUACCUCGGCUAAGAUGGAAGUCAUGAAGGACAAGUGGUCGAAUCCGAUUAUGCAAGACACCAAUAAGGACGGAUCUCCACGUUAUUAUACGUACGGCGUGCCCUUCUUUAAUUACGGACUGCUCCCUCAGACUUGGGAGGAUCCACAUAUGAUAUCGGACGAAGGGUUCGGUGGUGAUAACGAUCCUCUUGACGUGAUUGAGGUCGGUGAAUCCCCAUUGGCUCUGGGCUCUGUGACGGAGGUUAAGGUGCUUGGCUCCCUUGAGCUGAUAGAUGAGGGUGAAACAGAUCAUAAAAUCAUCGCCCUUCGGACGUCUGACCCCAGAUCAGUUUCCAUCAAUGACGUGAAAGACCUUGAGAAUCACGUUCCAGGGCUUACGGCCAGGCUUGUCGACUGGUUGAAAAUGUAUAAGACCAGCGAUGGUAAAGCCAUCAAUGUGUUGUCGAAUAGCGGUGAACCUACUUCACGCCUGGAGGCAGUGAGCAUCAUUUCUGAGUGUCAUGAAAAAUGGACGGAGUUAGUCGCUACUGGCGCCUCGGAAUAUCCAGAAUUUUGGCUCGGCCAUUCUGGAAAGAACUAAAGGACUUUGUUUCUCGGAAAAUGCGACCAAAUCCAGAAAAAUCUAUCAAACAUGUGUUAUUUCGUGCUCAACGAGCAUAUACUAUGAAUCGUCCUUCAAGAAAUUAUUUAGCGAUGUGUGCAAUCCAAGAUGGAGUUUCUCGACUGACGCAACAUGUUUGCUUGCACAUGCGAUUUAGAGAUGGAUGAUGUUGGACGACAGCAUUGAAACGUUUGUGGAAGCGCAAAUCCCAAACGUAGGGCGAGCAGUGGGGUGAGCAGCAGCAAGGGGGCGGGGGCGGACCCCCUAGGGCUGCCUAGCUCGUCAUGAUCGCCAACGAAUGGAGCGCGACUUGAGAGCGGCCUGGCACCCUAGCGGACUCCUGGACGUAGCUUAAUUGGGGCGGCGGCCGCGCGAUCGCACCACUGGCAGUGGCGGCCGCGGCGUCCCGAGGCCACGCGAGCCGCGUUAGCUUACGGGAGCAGGCUAAUGGCAGCAGAAGGGCAGCCUGUCUAGUGUGUGCUAGAACGUAUAUAUCAUUCGUUCUCUACAUGGG